UCCCACCAAAUAAAAAGAAAACAUAUCGAAAUGAUAAUAUUCAUUUUCCUACAUAUCUUCUUAUCAACUUAUUGCUUCAAAUUCUCUAAUGCAUUUUCAGAUUUAGACGUUUUAAUGAAGAUCAAAUCGUCGUUAGUUGCCUCAAACACGUCUGAACUCUUAAACGACUGGAAAGUCACAAACUCACAUUGCACCUUUUCGGGCAUCUCAUGUGACCAAAACUCUCGUGUGACAUCUCUAACAAUAUCAUACGUUCCAUUAUUUGGAACCAUUCCACCCGAAAUCGGUCUUUUAAACAAACUAGUCAAUCUCACACUUGUAUCCGAUAACCUCACGGGUGAACUCCCAAUCGAGAUGUCAAGUUUAACAUCUAUUAAAUUCAUUAACAUCUCCUCCAAUUCUUUCUUUGGUGACUUUCCAGGAAAUUUAGUCGUUACGAUGAAAGAUAUCGAAGCGUUUGAUGUGUACAACAAUAACUUCACUGGCAAAUUGCCUAUAGAGUUUGUCACGUUACCGAAAUUAAAAAUUUUGUACCUAGGAGGUAAUUAUUUUAGUGGUGAAAUACCCGAAUCUUACUCCUUGUUUCAAAAGCUAGAAAUUUUGGGAAUUCAAGCGAACGAUUUAUCUGGAAUGAUUCCGGGUAGCUUAUCAAAAAUACCGACUCUUACACAUCUUUACUUAGGAUAUUUCAAUAGUUACCAAGGAGGAAUUCCGUCACAAUUUGGUCUUUUUAAGUCUCUAAAGUUGUUAGAUAUCGCGGGAUGUAAUCUAACGGGUGAAAUUCCAUCUAGUUUAUCAAACUUAAAAAUGUUACAUACUUUGUUUCUUCAAUGGAAUAAUCUAAGUGGUGAAAUACCUCACGAGAUGUCGAAAAUGGUUAGCCUGAUGUCGUUAGAUUUGUCGAAUAAUAAUUUAAGUGGUGGGAUACCGGAGAGUUUUGGGGAGUUGAGGAAUUUGACGUUGAUAAGUUUGUUUCAUAACCGGCUCGCGGGACCUCUUCCGAAGUUUAUUGGGGAUUUGCCGAAUCUUGAAGUGUUGCAGAUUUGGGAGAAUAAUUUCACGUUUGAGUUGCCGGAGAAUCUUGGUCGUAAUGGAAGGUUGAAAAACCUUGAUGUUACCGGGAAUCACCUUACUGGACCUAUUCCAAAAGAUUUGUGCAAAGGAGGCAAGUUAGAACUUCUAAUCUUAAUGGAGAACUACUUCUUUGGGGCCCUGCCAGAAGAACUUGGCAGCUGCAAGUCCUUGACCAAAAUUCGAAUCACAAGCAACUUCAUCAAUGGCACCAUCCCUGCUGGCAUCUUCACCUUGCCCCAGCUCACCAUGCUCGAGCUCGACGACAACUAUCUAACGGGCCAACUUCCAACCAAAAUGUACAGUGAGUCUCUUCAGAGCAUUUCAAUGUCUAACAACCGAAUCACGGGUAACAUACCUCGUGCAUUUGGUGACUUAGUGAACUUAUCCACUCUAUCUUUAGAAUCAAAUAAGUUCGUUGGCGAAAUCCCAGAAGAGAUAUUCAAGUUAAAAAAGCUGUACAAGAUUAAUAUGAGUGACAAUAAUCUCACUGGUGAGAUUCCGGGUUCUAUUAGUACUUGUGUUCAGCUUACUGCGAUUGAUAUAAGCCGUAACAAUUUGUUUGGAGAGUUUCCAAAAGGGAUUUUAAGUUUGUUUAAUUUGAACAUACUUAAUGUGUCUAGGAAUCAGUUUAGUGGUGAGAUUCCAGAUAAGUUGGGUCAUAUGAUAAGCUUAACGGUUUUGGAUCUAUCGUAUAAUGAGUUCUCUGGGAGAGUCCCACUCGACGGGCAACUAAAAGAUUUUGAUGACACCAUCUUUGCUGGUAACCCGGAUCUUUGUUUACCCCAAGUGGUUCAUUGUCCUAUCAUUUCUAGACCGCGAAACAAGCACCAUUAUUCGCUGACAACAUCAAAGGUUAUGAUAAUUGUCAUUUCCAUAAUCACGACUAUAUUGUUGUUCAUGCUGACAUUCAUCUUGGUGAACAAGAAACGUCUCGAGAGGUCUAAAGUGUGGAAGCUAACUACUUUCCAACGGUUGAACUUGAAAGUUGAAGAUGUUUUAGAAUGUUUGAAAGAUGAAAACAUAAUAGGCAAAGGAGGUGCUGGGAUUGUGUAUCGUGGGUCGAUGGCUAAUGGUGUUGACAUUGCAAUCAAAAGGUUAAUGGGAAGGAACCACGGGUUUGAUGCUGAGAUUCAAACAUUGGGAAAGAUUAGGCAUAGGAACAUAGUGAGAUUGCUUGGAUACGUAUCAAAUCGUGAAAACAAGUUGUUGAUUUAUGAGUAUAUGUCUCAUGGGAGUUUAGGAGAGAUUUUGCAUGGGUUGAAAGGGGGGUAUUUGCAAUGGGAAACAAGGUACAAGAUCGCGGUGGAGGCUGCUAAGGGAUUGUGUUACCUUCAUCAUGAUUGCUCGCCGAUGAUACUACAUCGUGAUGUGAAAUCAAACAAUAUAUUGUUGGAUUCUGAUUAUGAAGCUCAUGUUGCUGAUUUCGGGCUUGCUAAGUUCUUGAUAGAUACUGGUGCUUCCGAAUGUAUGUCUGCAAUUGCUGGAUCUUAUGGCUACAUUGCACCAGAGUAUGCAUACACGUUAAAAGUGGAUGAAAAGAGUGAUGUGUAUAGUUUUGGGGUUGUGCUUCUUGAAUUGAUAGCUGGUAAGAAGCCGGUUGGGGAAUUUGGUGAUGGAGUAGACAUUGUGAGGUGGGUACGGGAGACCAUAUCAGAGCAUUCUGACCCAUCAGAUGAGGCUGCAGUGCUAGCGGUGUUGGAUUAUAGGCUCAAAGACUAUCCACUAGAAAGUGUGAUAAACCUCUUCAAAAUUGCGAUGAUUUGUGUUGAGGAGGAGAGCACGGCUCGACCUACAAUGAGGGAAGUUGUUCACAUGCUCACGAAUCCUCCUCAGUCUCAACCACCUCAGCAGCAAUGCCUGCUCACUCCUUAAAUUAUACGGUAGUUUGUUUAGUUGCUGAUGUUUUGAUAUAAAUUAUACUUGUAAUAAUCUUGACGCUUUAUGGGUCAAAAAUACAAAAUUCUUGUAUGCAAAUCCUUGUGCUGUGUAAUAUUAUCAGUCUAUAAUGAAGGUUGAUUGUUUUUGUGUGAA
Erigeron canadensis is the source of this 3105-nucleotide messenger RNA. RefSeq names its product receptor protein kinase CLAVATA1. The annotation marks the transcript as partial. Lineage: Eukaryota; Viridiplantae; Streptophyta; Magnoliopsida; Asterales; Asteraceae. Gene Ontology annotation, molecular function: protein kinase activity; receptor serine/threonine kinase binding; ATP binding. Gene Ontology annotation, biological process: protein phosphorylation. The record is from RefSeq and is a predicted model, not a curated record. The transcript has 3 exons.